Molecule: messenger RNA, 2853 nt
Organism: Trichophyton rubrum CBS 118892
Lineage: Eukaryota; Fungi; Ascomycota; Eurotiomycetes; Onygenales; Arthrodermataceae
Exons: 1
Coding region: 427-1317 (296 amino acids)
Source: RefSeq, a predicted model, not a curated record
AGAAAUUUUAUGGGCUGCUACACUAAUAUCAAUAUAUAAUUCCAUAUAUUAUGUUUAUACCCCUUUGAGCCCUUGGCUUGAUCAUUAUAAAGCCGCAUUAUUGCCCAUGAUAGCACAUAGAAGUAGUUUGAACUACUAUUUAUUGUGGGUGAUAUAAACCCCUCCCCCCUUUAAUCUUUUUGGAUAUCUAUAUAGUUGGAUAUCUCUCCCUUUCCUGCAUAUGUCUCUGUAUAGGAGGAUUUAUCUACCAAUGCAGGCCAGAUUCCAGAUAAUGCAGGAGCUGGCUGAUUUAUCAACAUUAAUAUAUGCUGUGAAUACGUCAGCCUACACACUGCAUAUCUUAAACUCUCAUCUGUCUGUUCAUUGUGUAUAGUCUCCCUCUAUACUACAGUGCUUACCCCUUGCUUAGUCGUAGUGCGGCUUUGGAUGCUACGGUUCUCUGUUGCCCCUUCCCCAAAAUGGAAGAAAGGACGCCUGGUGAAAAUUUUUCUCACCACAACCCAACCUCUCUUCCAUUCCACUACAUGUUUCCCUCAUUUUCAUUCCUUAGACCUUCAUAUUGUAUGCCAUUCCUUCGUUUUGUUUUACUGUCUAUGCUCGCUGUGCUUUUGUCCUUCAUUUUUACACGUCAAUAUUACGCGAAAAGCCAUGGAAUCCAGGGAAUCCCUCGAUGCCGUGGUGGAAUUUCCACUAGACAUUGACUGUGCAUUGUCUGAAUUGUUUCAAAAUGACCCUGAAAAUGAACUGCAGGGCGAAUCCCCAACUGAGGCGGACAGUAGACGACGUUCGACGGAAUCCAAUGAUUCUGUGGCUCCCGUUAGCCAGGAUGGCUAUAGCUUCAAAAAAUGGAUGAGGAGUGUCCGUAAUAACGGAACUGAUGUACAGAUCCCUCGAAACUUUGUCCUAAACUGGCCGAACGGGAAUACGGAAGAGCAAAGCUAUAUCAAAUAUCCCGACAACGAACCAGAUUGCCCCCCAGAUGAGGGUUCUGACUGCUCGUCUGGCCUUAUAAACAACAUAGAAACUGCAAGCUUUAGUCAGGCAACAUUGAGUGUAGCUAACGGAGCACGUACAAACACGGUAACUAGUACCAUGUAUAGCACCAGCGUGUUCUCUAGUUCCGAAGCAGCAAGAGCGUCUCUUGAGAGCAACCGGUUGACUACCUCAGUCUCUCGCGAUGAGGCUGCUUGGAACCGUGCUGUCCAGAGACGUCAAAUUCUUCAAGAAUUGCUAGGCACUGAAGCCGUCUACGUGUCCGGAUUACGAGCCCUGGGAGAUGUAAGUGAUUUCACAAUACUCAUACUCUAUGUACUCUAGCUGAACAUGCCCGCCUACAGGUAGUAAUAGCCCCGAUAAAGACUCAGACUGGACUCGGACGAUGCGUGGGAACAUUGCUGAGGUUGCACAGCACAUUUCUAGACGCACUUCGAGCUGCCAUCCCACGUGUCCCCACCGCUGCCUUUGCAGCAUCUAUGAAAUGGAUGGCGAAAAAGAAAACGUCAAAAAAGUCUAGCACUGAUGUCCAUCGCAAAUCAGUGACCAGUCGGAGGAUGCGUGAAUCUGUCGAGCACCGGAUUAAGUCAUCCAGGAACAUUGCUGCUGAGCCUAGCGAAGUCCAGAGGGUAGCUGAAAUUUUGAUGUCAAAGGUAAGCUAGAUUUAAAAGAAUAAUUCCUGGGUUGCUAAACUUGUUUGGAACUAAUCCAUCAUUCAACUAGCUCCCAAAGUUCAAAGUUUACGAGGAAUAUGGCAUCAAGUACCCUUUGGUGUUGCAGGAAGUUGAGAAGCUCCGAAAAACCGUUGACUUUCAGGUCUGGGACAAUGGCACUGAAGCGCUCUCUCGAUCAUUGGCACCCAUAGAGUGCAAGGAGCUGAGCCCAAAUCAAGCACUUACCAUCGGUGACCUGCUUGCCAAGGUGAGAACAACUUCAAACCCAUAACUCACGAGAAUAGUCAGAUCUAACUAGCUCUGGUGAUAGCCAAUUCAAAGGGUGUGCAAGUACCAAUUGUUCCUAUCAGAUUUACUGAAAUGCACGCCAUCCUCAGAUUGCCCAGCAGCUCACGAAGCUCUUGAGAAGGUUCACCAAUGCAUGAUUGAUACAGUCCAGGAGAUCAAUCGAGCAACUGGGGACCCCGUAGCCAAGGAUCGCCUGGCAAAAACGUUACUCCUUCGUAACAAGCUUGACUUCACAGGUUUUGUAAGUUAAUCACCUACUUCCAUUUAACUACCAAACUAACAUUACCUUAGGGUAGAGAGAGGGAUAUUCUUCGUGAUUUUGGGCCUCUAAAAGCCUGCGGUGUUCUGCAUAUUACAUACGAGACCACGGAGUCGAUUGUAGGGGAGUAUAUGGCUUGCGCUCUCUUUGCUUCACAUAUCAUCCUAGCUGUUCCUCGAGCCGAAACUCGUAAAUUCGGCGUACUGGCCGUCAUCGCUACAACCCGGGCAAAGGUCGAGAAUGUCAAUGAGAAACCAGGUUUGCUCAUCCCGUGCUCCAAAACCUACCUAAAAAAGCACGAUGCUAAUCAUUGGCCUGAGCAGGUUUGCAAUGUACAAGAACACCUCAUUCCUGGAAACUGCUAUAUGUUGUCAGCGGCGAUACCUUUGAGCUCGUCAUGACCGCGUGCUCUCCAAAGGAGGCUGAUCAGUGGAAGGACCAGCUCCUGCUGAACAUGGCCCCGGAAAUCACGGUGGACACCCCUAGGAUUGGAACGAGAGUUAUGUUUCCAAUUAAAAGACGACCCGUGAUAACGAUCAACGAAGCUGGUAAUAUGGUUCAGCCCAUCUGCAGACUAGUUCGUAUCAAAGGGACAGAGGCCGCACCGCGACGAGAUCAAACCCCGAGCGUGUCACCGUC